AUGGCUACUCGACUCCUCUCGCAGGCAAUCAAAUCCACUCAGGCUGUCGUUGUCGCACGGACUCGGGCAUGCGUCCCUCAGACAAGAUUUAACAGUACCAAUGCCGCCACCAGUGCACUGCCGAGUGCUGCGGUGGCAGCGAAAGCGAGGGCCCUCAAAUCACUGCCUGAUUUCUCAAUGGCAAACAAGGUAUGCAUGGUCACGGGUGCCGCGCGUGGGUUGGGCCUCGAAUUCUGUCGCGCGUUCGUGGAGUCGGGUUGCACGUCCCUCGCUAUCCUUGACCUUAAGGAAGAGGAGGCGGGGGAGGCAGCGCAUGAAGUCGUCAAGGCGGCAUGCGUUGACAGUGACAUGGUACCCGGCGACUACAACGUUAUGGGCGUCGGCUGCGACGUGUCCUCCGAGCUCUCUGUGCAGCAAGCUUUUCGGAAGGUGAUGGACACGUACGGCCGCAUCGACUCGGUCGUUGCAUCAGCUGGUAUCGUUGAGAACUAUUCUGCGUUCGACUAUCCCUUUGACCGCAUAAAGCGUCUGUACGAUAUUAAUGUCCAUGGUGCGUUCUUUACCGCGCGUGAGGCGGCGCGCAACAUGAUCCCCCAGGGCGGAGGAAGCAUCGUCCUCGUCGCGUCCAUGUCAGCCAACAUCGUCAACAUUCCCCAGCCACAGACGCCGUAUAAUGCCGCAAAAGCAGCUGUGAAACACAUGGCGGCCAGUCUGGCCGUGGAGUGGGCCAAGAAGGGUGUCCGCGUGAACUGCCUGAGUCCGGGAUACAUGUUGACCAGACUGACGAGAACCGUCCUCGCGCAUGACCAGGAGCUUAAGAAAACGUGGGAAAGCCUCACGCCCAUGGGCAGGAUCGGUGAACCAGAAGACCUUGCGGGCGCCAUCGUGUUCCUUGCGAGCGACGCUUCGCGAUUCAUGACCGGCUCUGAAAUCCGCGUAGACGGAGGCUAUUGCAUCAUCUAA
Molecule: messenger RNA, 963 nt
Organism: Sparassis crispa
Lineage: Eukaryota; Fungi; Basidiomycota; Agaricomycetes; Polyporales; Sparassidaceae
Product: D-arabinitol 2-dehydrogenase [ribulose-forming]
Exons: 11
Coding region: 1-963 (320 amino acids)
Cellular component (GO): intracellular anatomical structure
Molecular function (GO): oxidoreductase activity, acting on NAD(P)H, oxygen as acceptor
Source: RefSeq, a predicted model, not a curated record